Mesocricetus auratus (golden hamster) is the source of this 4496-nucleotide messenger RNA. It is a transcript of the gene Slc6a14, whose product is annotated as solute carrier family 6 member 14. Gene Ontology annotation, cellular component: membrane. The transcript is spliced from 14 exons. The coding region runs from base 181 to 2097 and encodes 638 amino acids. Gene Ontology annotation, molecular function: L-proline transmembrane transporter activity. Gene Ontology annotation, biological process: sodium ion transmembrane transport. The record is from RefSeq and is a predicted model, not a curated record. NCBI's taxonomy places the organism in Eukaryota, Metazoa, Chordata, Mammalia, Rodentia, Cricetidae.
UGAAAGGACUGGGCGUCAGGGAGGGGGAGGAGAGAGCUUCCCUUCAUAAAUGGUCCCACCCCUAGGCAAGGUGGCUCAGUUUGGCAGGUAGCAACGGGGGAGUGUGCACCUGCCACCAGUCGAGCUCAGCCAGACUGUGAGAAGAGGCGAGGCGGAACGCGCCAAGGGAGUGAGUGAACCAUGGACAGAUUGAAGUGCCCCAGCUUCUUCAAGUGCAGAGAGAAGGAGAAAGUGACGGCUUCAUCUGAGAACUUCCAUGUUGGUGAAAAUGAUGAAAAUAUGGACCGUGGCAACUGGUCCAAAAAAUCAGAUUAUCUUCUGUCUAUGGUUGGAUAUGCAGUGGGAUUGGGAAAUGUGUGGAGAUUCCCAUACCUGACCUACACCAAUGGUGGAGGUGCUUUCUUGAUACCCUAUGCAAUUAUGCUAGCGUUGGCUGGUUUACCAUUGUUCUUCCUGGAAUGUUCACUGGGUCAGUUUGCUAGCUUAGGUCCAGUUUCAGUUUGGAGGAUUCUGCCAUUGUUUCAAGGUGUGGGCAUCACCAUGGUCCUGAUAUCCAUUUUUGUGACAAUCUAUUAUAAUGUUAUAAUCGCCUACAGUCUUUACUACCUGUUUGCCUCUUUUCGAAGUGUACUACCAUGGGCCAAUUGUUCUUCUUGGGCAGACAAUAACUGUAGCAGAUCACCAAUCGCAAUUGGCUGCAAUGUGAGUACAGGGGCAGGAGAGAUGUUUAUGAAUAUAAGCUGGGUAAAUAUCAACAACUUGACCUGCUUGAAUGGUAGUGAAGUUUUUCAGCCAGGACAACUUCCCAGUGAACAGUAUUGGGAUAAAGUGACACUUCAGCGGUCAAGUGGAAUGGAUGAAACUGGAGGAAUUGUGUGGUAUUUAGCACUUUGUCUCCUUCUAGCUUGGCUCAUAGUUGGAGCAGCGUUGUUUAAAGGAAUCAAGUCCUCUGGCAAGGUGGUGUAUUUUACAGCUCUUUUCCCAUAUGUGGUUCUCCUCAUUCUGUUAAUACGAGGUGCAACCUUGGAGGGAGCAUCAAAAGGCAUUUCGUAUUACAUUGGAGCACAGUCGAAUUUUACAAAACUCAGAGAAGCUGAGGUUUGGAAAGAUGCUGCCACCCAGAUAUUUUAUUCCCUUUCUGUGGCUUGGGGUGGCCUAGUAGCUCUAUCAUCUUACAACAAGUUCAACAACAACUGUUACUCUGAUGCCAUUGUCGUUUGCUUGACAAACUGUCUCACUAGUGUGUUUGCUGGGUUUGCUAUUUUUUCUAUAUUGGGACACAUGGCUCAUAUAUCCGGAAAGGAAGUCUCUCAAGUUGUAAAAUCAGGGUUUGAUUUGGCAUUCAUUGCCUAUCCAGAAGCUCUAGCCCAACUCCCAGGUGGUCCAUUUUGGUCCGUAUUGUUUUUCUUCAUGCUUUUAACAUUGGGUCUGGAUUCUCAAUUUGCUUCUAUUGAAACAAUUACAACAACAAUUCAAGAUUUGUUUCCCAAAGUAAUGAAACGCAUGAGGGUUCCUAUCACUUUGGGUUGCUGCUUGGUUCUGUUUCUUCUUGGUCUCGUCUGUGUGACUCAGGCUGGAAUUUACUGGGUUCAUUUAAUCGAUCACUUCUGUGCUGGAUGGGGGAUUCUGAUUGCAGCUAUCUUGGAAAUUGCAGGAAUCAUCUGGAUUUAUGGAGGGAAUAGAUUCAUUGAAGAUAUAGAAAUGAUGAUUGGAGCAAAGAGAUGGAUAUUCUGGCUCUGGUGGAGAGCUUGCUGGUUUGUCAUUACACCUAUCCUGUUAUCUGCCAUUCUAGUCUGGUCACUGGUGAAAUUUCACAGACCUAAGUAUGCUGAUAUCCCAUACCCUGACUGGGGGGUUGCUCUAGGCUGGUGUAUGAUUAUUUUCUGCAUCGUUUGGAUACCAAUUGCGGCGAUCAUAAAAAUAGUUCAGGCUGAAGGAAACAUCCUGCAGCGUAUUGUAAGCUGCUGUAGACCAGCUUCUAACUGGGGCCCAUACCUGGAAAAACAUCGUGGGGAGAGAUACAAAGACAUGGCUGAACCUGCAAAGGAGACUGACCACGAAAUACCUACUAUUAGUGGCAGUAGAAAACCAGAAUAAGAUGUCCCUUUUGAAAACAUCUGAUUGUUAUAUAAUGUGAUCUUGUAGAGUAGGGAAAUUCUUUUUAAUUUAUUUGUGUGUCAAUCAAGCAGGGAAAUGUACAUGCCAUGCUCAGUACAGAGUUGUAAGUACUUUUUUCACCCAAUCAAGAAUGAAAUAUAAAAAUGUGAAUUUAUGAAUGUUUAGUAAUGUGCUUGUUUCCUUUUAGGAUUAGCUAUUUGUUAAUACAUAUAUCCAGUUAUGUUUUACAAUGACAUUUUGUAAAUAUUACUGUAAUAUUUCUUUUUUUAGUAUACUGGUUUCCCGUGAAGCAGCAAUGCUUUGUACUUGACGAUUUAAAAGACAUUUGUUUCUGUAGUCUUAAUAUGCACUUUUCUUAUUCAUAUAAUGGGGAAACAGUAAGUCUGUGUAGUUACAGACAAGUGCUACAUGAUUGAAGUCUCAUGUAUAAAAGUCACAAUGGGGCUUGGAAAGAUUGCUCAGUGGUUAAGAGCUCUGGCAGAGGUUCAAUUGUCAGCAUCAUCAUGGUGACUAAUACUGUCUGUAAUUCCAGUUCUAGGGCAUCCAAUGUCUUCUUCUGGCCCCCAUGACAUUGCAUGUAUAUGGUUUACAUACAUGCCGGCAAAACAUCCAUACAUGGAAAAUAAAAAUGAAUCUCUUUUUAAAAAAGAAAUGUCACAAACAUGUAGGGAGAGGGCUGUGUAUGACAUGAGGACUGUUUAAUACAUAUGAUCCAAAUACGUCUAAACAUGUCAUCUAAUUAUUAUGAUUCAUAUUUUCUAUACAAACCUUGAAGUUACACUCUUUACUUGGAGUGAAAUGAGACAAAAAUUGAGGAGCAGGUGGCCAGAAUGGGAUAAAUCUAGCAUAUGAAAUAUUAAUGUUUUGAGUAUAUCUUACCCUUCAUAAUAUCUUUAUUCUUUUGGUUGUAUUUGGAAUAACUCCAUGACUCAUUUAAUUUCUAUUGAGUCUCAAAAAAUAAGUACUCCAUUACAUUUUCUGAAUUCUAGAUUCAACUGUAGGUAGAAUUUGGAUGAAAUUGUUAUUGAUCUGGAAUUUUUGAUAAUGAUGUAUGUCUAACAGAUCAAGGGCAAUAAUAUUAUCUUUUAUGGAUUCAUUCUUGCCUAAGAGUAAUAAAGCAUUUAUAUAUUAAUUGAUAUUAAUUGUUAAUUAGUUGUUACUUGCCGGGUGGUAGUGGCACACGCCAUUAAUCCCAGUACUCAGGAGGCAGAGGCAGGUGGAUCUCUGUGAGUUGGAGGCCAGGCUGGACCCACAGCCUCCAAAACAAUACAGAGAAACCCUGUCUCGUAAAAAACCAAAAAAAAUUAGUUGUCACUAAUAAAAAUUCUAUACUCUUGUUUCCUCACAAAUAAUGAUACAGUUUAGGAUAAUAUAACCUACCCUAACAGGGAACAUUUCAAGUCAUGCUGAGCUUUAGGAGCUCUCAAGACUAAAAUUGUACCACUUUUUGUGGAUAAAUAUUUGCAUUUGGGGGGAGAGUGAGUCCAUUGUUUUCAUGAAAAUGUCAAAGGAACCUAUGACUUAAGAAAAAACAUCUCUUAAGAAUCAUAUACUGCCACCUAAUUUGUAUUUGGCAAGUGUGUACCAAGAGGAAACUUUUUUUAAUGCAUCAUAUCUCCUCCUUCAUUCUUCUUUUGGUCAAAGACUGAAUGAGAAAACCUAUUAAGGUAUCUCUUUAAUUAGUAGAAGUAAGGGAUUCUUAAAGGAGGUGGCAUGCAGGCAUAACAAUAGACCUAUAAGUAAUACAUCUCAAUGAUUCACAUAUAAGAUAAACUUUUGUUGUUACCUUGAAGGCUUUCUUUGUGGAUAAAUCCAAUGAUGUGAGCCAGAGUAAAGAGAUUAAGUCCUAGUUAACUUUGUAUAGAAUAUUAUGUGAGCUACAUGAUGGACGAAAGCUUAGAAAAAUUAAAUAUGUGGAUGCAAUUUUGGAGGUGACAUUUGGAAUCUGUAGAGAAAAUUUGGGCAGAGAGAGGAUAUAAAGGAAUUUUUUUCAAAAGUUGGCCAAAAAGAAUAAAGACUUGUAUCACUAAUUUCAAGUGUGAAAAAAUAGAUCUUAAUCUAUGGCAAAACUUAUAUUGCAAGGUGGCAAAUAACAGCUCUUUUUUUUCAUUAUAAAGAUUUUAUACUAAUAGUCUACAGUCAACUGUAUAAUAAACAGCUCCAUGUAUUUCUUCUCACUUUGAUUAAACCUGUAGACAAUUGCAGUAUUAGGCUGCAAUCCAUUAGAUUUCAAACUUAAAUGAAGAUAUCAUUGCUUUUUUGUCAGCUAUAAACUUUUGAACUGCCUUUCCUUUUCUGUACUGUAUGCUUCUACAUCCCUUUUCUGCAAUAUAUACUGGCCAUGUAAUUGACUCUUAAAAUAAAACGCAAGCAAAGCA